CUCGUGCUCAGAGCUCAGUCAGCAUUUGACUCAGUAGUGGCAGCAGGGGAUCUAGGAUUUCCACUUGUCAGUUAUACUCCCAGAUACCGAAAUCAAGUGCAUCCCCUCAGCUAAAAUGUCAAAGUUGGAUCAGGUCCUUAUUCUUGACCCUCCCGCCGACCUCAGAUUUAAAGGUCCUUUCACAGAUGUAGUUACCACGAACCUCAAAUUGAAGAACCCUUCUGACAAAAGAGUGUGUUUCAAAGUGAAGACAACUGCACCUCGCAGGUACUGUGUACGGCCAAACAGCGGCGUCAUCGAUGCAGGAGCAACUGUCAUUAUCUCUGUCAUGCUACAGCCCUUUGACUAUGACCCCAAUGAGAAAAGUAAACACAAAUUCAUGGUGCAGACAAUUUUUGCCCCACCAAAUGUUUCGGAUAUGGAUUCAUUGUGGAAAGAUGCAAAACCUGAGGAUCUCAUGGAUUCCAAGCUGAGAUGUGUCUUCGAACUGCCUUCUGAAAACGAUAAAGUGAAUGACGUGGAGGCAACCAAAGCGGCCCCGGUCAUGAACUCCGUAAAGGCCGAACCAUCACCGGUGCCUGUCACUGCCUCACCAGACGAUUCGGAGAUGAAGAAAGUUCUGGAGAAGUGCAAGAGGCUUCAAGCUGAGAUGAACAAGCUGGCUGAGGAGAACCGGCAAUUAAAGGAUGAAGGUCUUAGAAUGAGAAAGGUACCCCGUUCAGACCACAUGACAACAAACUCAACCAGCCUCCUCGGCCGAGAAGCCAGCACCGCCUCCCUGCCCUCCCUCCUUGUCGUCAUAGCAGCCAUCUUCAUCGGAUUCUUCCUAGGGAAGUUCAUCUUGUAGACUGGGAGAUGCAUGCCAGCCGUAUCCCCACUCCCCCCUCCUGCUCCCCCCUCUCCCCCUUCGACUCCGGAAUAAAAACAGGCCUGGAAAAACCGAGAAGUCUUUCUGUUGACUUUGCCAUAUCAUUGGUAGUGUGGCCGACAGUGAACACAUCUGUACAGCAUCAUUCGAAGGCGUCGCCCUUUUUACAGUCUCACACGGUUAGUACACACAGAGAGUUGAGAAAAGAAAGGCGACACACAAGUGAUUGCUCCCCCUUCUCUUUUUUUUGUUUUCUUUAUUUUUUGUGAUGGCUGGAUUAUACAGAUUAUAUGCCGGGACAAUGAAAGUUGUAUACUAUCAGUCAAUGGAAGUUGCACCUAGAGUGAACCAUGGGCAAAGAGGCAGACAUAAAGAUUAGAUUUUUCUUUCUCAGUCACUCUCUCUGUUGUUUUUAAUAGGAAUUGAAUUGAUUGUUAGGUGUCUUGUAAAUGUUGUUUUAAAUCCUUUUAAACAUAAAAAGGACAGACUUCCAUCAUAACAACCUUGCUACCUGUUGCUGGAUUGCCUCUGAAGUAAAUUUGUUCAGUUUGUAAUUUCUACUUCUUCUUGUCUUGGAAUGUUCACGUCCAGCUGGGGAUUAUAGGUGCCUCCUUCUUGUACAUUUCUGUCCUUUUCCUUUUCUUCACACACCAAUACAGACUUUAUAUUAUUAUUAUUAUUAUUACUAUUAUGAUUAUGAUGAUUAUUACUAUUAUUAUUAUUAUUAUUAUUAUUAUUAUUAUUAUACAAAUCAUAUAUUCCUUGAGGCAAAUAUUGACUGAAAUAAGGUCUCCAUUCUUAAAAAUCCUGUCCCAUGGUAUUAAGCAUUGAAAAAAUAAAAAUGAAAAAAUGUGGUUUCGA
Messenger RNA from Cheilinus undulatus (humphead wrasse), 1729 nucleotides. It is a transcript of the gene vapal, whose product is annotated as VAMP (vesicle-associated membrane protein)-associated protein A, like. Lineage: Eukaryota; Metazoa; Chordata; Actinopteri; Labriformes; Labridae. The record is from RefSeq and is a predicted model, not a curated record. Bases 116 to 847 code for a protein of 243 amino acids. Gene Ontology annotation, cellular component: endoplasmic reticulum membrane; plasma membrane. Gene Ontology annotation, molecular function: FFAT motif binding. The transcript has 6 exons. Gene Ontology annotation, biological process: neuron projection development.